AUGAAUGGAGUCCUGCGAGAGGAUGGGGUUGAAAGAAAUCUGAAUAGAUGUCAAAAAAAUUUUCAUCAUCGCUUAACGAAACGAGAAUUGCAACAAAUUUUCGCCGUAUCUAAUCACAACGACGUGCCAGAAUACGCGCUGAUCGAUGUUAGCAGGAAGGAAUUCAGUGAUGGUACCGUGCAUUUAUUAUUCAAUGCUUGGGAUCAGAAAUUUCACGUCGAUCUCAAGCGUAACCUCAAACUACUCAGUCCUCAUUUGAUCUCGGUGGUGCGUGACGGCAGCAGAAGUUCCAGAAGUCAGGGAUUACCGGCACAUCUGAAAGCAGAUUGUCACUUCCAUGGAAAAGUAUUAUCACACGAUAACGUUUCAGCCGCCAUAUCCUAUUGCGACUAUUUGACUGGUACCAUUGUGAUGGACAAUCAUUUUCUCUUAUUACAAACAGUUCCGCAACGUCUCAGACAUCUACACCAGGUCAAGCAACAUCAUAUCAUAUAUAAACGUGAAGUGGACCCGUCUUCUAACUUGGAUGAUGCGCCAGAAGGACAGCUACCAAAGCUCAAUGAUGAGUCGAACGAGAAGGAAUUUUGUGACGUUAGUAAGUCGUUUGAUGAUGCAAUUGGCAUGUUCAAUAAGGCUACUGCUGCUGCAGGCACAGCUAUUGCAGAUCCGCUUAAAAUUUGUCAACAAAAGCCAGCCGAAAAAUACUUGAUAAGUACAAUUUUAAGCGCUGAAGUUAAACUGCAUGAAUGUUCCGAAGGACCAACAUUCAACUAUACAAUACCUGUAGAAGGUAAUCUCGAUUCCCUUUUCAUCUUCCCACAACUUGAUCCAGUAACCUUAGAAAUUGGACUUUUUCUGGAUUCCAAGCUUUAUGAGCAUUUUCAACGUGAAUUCAUUGAUGAUCCCGAACAACAUUUGGUGGAUUUCUCUCUUGCUUUGAUCAAUAAUGUUCAUGUUCUUUACCAACAGUCAUCGAUGACUCCAAACUUGGAUAUUGUCAUCGUACGAUUUGAACUGUGGAAAAAACAACCGACAGGACUUGAUACGUUAGCACAUCGGAAUGGACAAGCACAGACAUUACUGAAUCUGUUUUGUCGCCAUCAAGCUACCCUUAAUCCGGGAACUGAUCUAACUGAUCCAGAGCACUGGGAUCACGGCAUUCUCCUUACUGGGUAUGACAUCUAUCAUACAACGACUUCGGUUGCUGGCGUUGCACCUGUCGCACGAAUGUGCGAUCAAAUAUUUGCAUGCAGUUUGGUGGAAGGAAUGCAUCUUGGCCGAUCAUUUGUCUUGGCUCAUGAAAUGGGGCAUAACAUGGGUAUGGUCCACGAUGGGAUUCAGAAUCAAUGCGGCCGAAGUUGUUGUCUAAUGUCAGCAGUGAAUGGAGCUGGCAAAACUACUUGGAGUGAAUGUUCAGUGCGUGAAUUCAAUGCAUUCUUACUGCAGUUAGAUGAAAGUGGUCAUGGUAACUGCCUGCGUGAUGGAUCAGAAGGACUCUUAAUUUAUAAUCAUAUGAAGGAUAGCCGUUUACCUGGACAGCGCUUCACGGCUGAUCAACAGUGUUCUUAUUUUUGGGGCAGAGGCUUUGAAGUCGAAAUACCCAGGGGAAAGAAAAUGGAUGACAUUUGCCGCAUAUUAUGGUGUGGAAAUAAUGGUUCGACGAUAUCAACAGCUCAUCCAGCACUAGAGGGAAGUUGGUGUGGCGGUAGCAAGUUCUGCAUUGAAGGACAAUGUCAACAGUGGCCACAACGAACAGCUCCAGCCAAAGUGAAUGGUGGAUGGACUGAAUGGAGUGGUAAGGAAAGGCGAUGUCCGAUCAGUCAGUGCCAAAUAACGGGCAGUAUUCAAAUUAAGAGUCAGAUGAGAACGUGCACCAAACCUUCGCCUAAUAAUGGUGGUAGAAAAUGUAUAGGCUCUAAUGUGCGUGGCCUAAUUUGUGGCGAUGUAAACUCAAGUUGCAAAGCGAUGACACUGUUAGAAUAUGGCACUAAGGUAUGUACAGCAAUAAAAAACGACCAUGAAAAGCCGGACCGGCAACUUACCGGUGCUACAUUUUUUCACAGUACACAACCGUGCAAGGUCUGGUGUCACUUGACUGAUUCGGAACUAAUCCGAAACAAAGGCCAGUACCCGGAUGGCUCCCCUUGCGGGGCUGGACAAUUCUGCGUUGGAGGACAGUGCCUGACACUGAUGUGUAAUAACAAAGCUGUAGUGCAAAGCAGGAAAGACUGUCCUGCAAUUCUCGGUAGUGACAGUGAGGAAUGGACUGGAUGGAGCGAGUGGUCCGAAUGCUCAAUUUUUUGUGAUUCUGGCGGAAAACAACAGCGGAAACGAAUCUGUCAGUCGCAGAAAUGUAUAGGUGAAUCAAUGGAUUCCCGAUCAUGUUUUCCCAAAAUAUCGUCCUGUCGGGAGUCCGAGAAGCAAAAAAGAUGCAAUGCGAGCUGUGGCGACAAGAUGCAAGACAGAACGCAAAUUUGCAUGAAAGGGCAAAACUGUCCCAGUGCUGUUAAACCAGGACGCCAGUGCAGCAAGGUUAGCUGUGUCGCUUGGCACGAGUGGGAAUUAUGGUCGGCAUGUAGCACGACCUGUGGUAGCGGACAAAGGAGCAGGAAGCGCCAGUGUAGUCAGAUGAAUGGAUGUGAAGGCGAAGGUAUCCAAAUUGAGCCAUGUGAAACUAAGAAAUGUCUGCUGGAAAUAUGGGGUGACUGGUUGCCUUGCUCGGCAUCAUGCGGACUGGGUUUCCAGUUACGUGAGCGUUUGUGUGAUGGAUCGCUCUGUGCUAGUGGACAAAAGCAGGCUAGGACUUGUAAUGAAAAAGACUGUAAUAAUGGUGGAACACUGUUGCAACUGUGGAGUGAUUGGUCUGAUUGGCUGCCCUGUUCUGCUUCCUGUGGUGAAGGUAUACAAAUCAGAGUCCGGAAAUGUAUUGCUGGAAAUUGUCCAAAAUUGGAUUCAGUAAUUGACCAGCGACGCUGUGUUUUACGUCCGUGUCCGGAAUGGACUUCAUGGAGUGACUGGAGUGAUUGUUUGACGUGUGAGCGUAAAGAAGUACGACAUCGUGAACGACAUUGCCGAAUAGGUCUCAUACAAGCUGAUGCUGAAGGACACGAAUGUCCUGGCGGAGCGAAAGAAAUAGGAACUUGUGACAUUUCGUGUGAAAUAUCGACCUUUACGAGUGACAAGAAAUCGCGUCGUAAAGUUAAUACAUCAGAUCGUAUCGUUGAAGUAAUUAAUUCGGAAUUAAAAGUGCUGGCUAUAUGGGAGCAGUGGCAAGAGUGGCAACCCUGUUCGCGUACCUGUGGUGCAGGUACUCGCAUAAGGAAGGGUAUUUGUCAAAGUGGUAUUAACUGCACGAAAGGAGAACCAAUUUUAGAUAUUCAACUAUGCAACGGCAAUUCCUGUGGUACUUCUGGUGAAUUAUCCUAG
Messenger RNA from Brugia pahangi, 3426 nucleotides. The record is from the annotation of a GenBank genome assembly. Lineage: Eukaryota; Metazoa; Nematoda; Chromadorea; Rhabditida; Onchocercidae.